GCUGCCAUGGCGGGGCUUACUCUACGCCUGCUCCUCCUGCUCUGUGUCGCCGCGGGACCCGUGCUGGGCUGGGACCGACCAGGGAAGGUUCUGCUGCGGGAUGUUCAGGCGCUCACUCUCCACAGAGGGCAAUACACAACAUCCAGGCGGACAGCUGCGGUCCCUCAGCUGCAGUGCACAGGAGGCUCUGCGGGGUGUUCCCAUGUUCCUGAGGUGGUUCAGUGUUACAACAAAGGAUGGGAUGGCUAUGAUGUACAGUGGCAGUGCAGAGCAGACUUGGAAAAUGCCUACCGUUUUGGACAAAUGGAAGUGAGCUGUGAAGGCUACAAUUACCCACAUGAUCCUUACAUACUAAGAGGUUCUUGUAGUUUGCUGUUCAGUCUAGAGCUGACUGAAGAAGGUGAAAGGAAAGUGAAGAGCUCUGGAAGCUUUGGCUCUAGCUAUUACCAGUUAAGGAAAAAUUAUUCUGGUUCUGGAGCAAUUGUUGUAAUUGUUCUUCUUGUUCUUGGUUUUGGAGUAUACAAGUUAUUCCUCAGCAACCAACAGUCUCAGCAGAGUUCUGGGCACAGUGAUGGCUUCUCUCAGCCCUUCUGGCAGAGUCAGCAGGCGCCUCCUCCUCCUCCUGGUUUUAAGUCCGCCUUCACAGAUGACAACAGCUUUGGAACUCAUUCCCACCAUGGAACCAGUUCAGGACCAGGAUUUUGGACUGGAUUAGGAGCAGGAGGCUUGCUAGGCUACUUGGCAGGCAGUCACAGAUUUCAGGCCUGUGUCAUUCAAGUUAUAUCAUCCUACCACUGGAAGAAUUUUGAUCAGCUGUUUGUAGCUCUAUGACCAGAGACAUUUCAAACAUGUUUCUGAGGCAGAAUUGGAAAGACUGAGACCACAGCCAUGUUCCUCAUAUCACAGUAUGUGGACAGAUCCCACAGCUGUACCUCCUAUGCAUGGGCACUCAAGGAAUUCCACAGAAGGAAGCAGUUCAGGAACAAGAACUGCCUCUGG
This is a messenger RNA of Cinclus cinclus, 999 nucleotides long. It is a transcript of the gene SARAF, whose product is annotated as store-operated calcium entry associated regulatory factor. Bases 7 to 831 code for a protein of 274 amino acids. Gene Ontology annotation, cellular component: endoplasmic reticulum membrane. The record is from RefSeq and is a predicted model, not a curated record. The transcript has 6 exons. Gene Ontology annotation, biological process: regulation of store-operated calcium entry. NCBI's taxonomy places the organism in Eukaryota, Metazoa, Chordata, Aves, Passeriformes, Cinclidae.